This is a messenger RNA of Puccinia graminis f. sp. tritici CRL 75-36-700-3, 1305 nucleotides long. RefSeq lists its product as uncharacterized. The record is from RefSeq and is a predicted model, not a curated record. The coding region runs from base 1 to 1305 and encodes 434 amino acids. Gene Ontology annotation, molecular function: phosphatidylinositol-4,5-bisphosphate 5-phosphatase activity. Lineage: Eukaryota; Fungi; Basidiomycota; Pucciniomycetes; Pucciniales; Pucciniaceae. The transcript has 3 exons. Gene Ontology annotation, biological process: phosphatidylinositol dephosphorylation.
AUGGCGAAUCCUCUUGAUGACCGGCCUUUAAGGAUUAGGUGUAUGACCUACAAUCUCAACAGAGGGAGAGCGGAGCAGAAGCUCUCGAGAUUGGUGUUUGACGAGCAGGUUGAAGAUGAGUCCCAGCUACCUGACUUCUAUGCGAUUGGGUUCCAAGAGCUUGCUGGUUUGCACCUUACAUUUCCUUCACUAACUGGGGGGGCCAUCCUCGAUCGACGCCAUGCAAUGAUCCGGGCAUUCUCAUCUGGACUGAGGACUAUCAAGGGAGAUCAACGGAAGAAUGAGAAGACGGACUUCGAAGCACUGACCUAUAAUCUUCUUGCCGAUCCCAGCCACGGAGGACUUGGACUACUCGUGUACGCCAGAAAUGACACGGUCUUCAAGGAUAUCCAGAGCGUCAGGACCUCGGAGGCCAGCUGUGGAUUCUUGAACCUGAUGAACAACAAGGGCGCUGUUGGGGUCAGAGUGACCAUCCGGCGUUCUGAUGUCCCUGAUGGAAAGGCACAGGCAGCCGAAGAAGUCCUGACGUUUGUUAACGCCCACCUCGCCGCUCACGACUCGGGAAUCAUAGCUCGAAAUCGCGAUUACCAGUCGAUCAUUAACCGGCUGCUCUUCGAAACCUCCCAUGGCCACCAUACUAUCUAUGAUACCAGUCAUCUAUUCUUCAUGGGCGAUCUCAAUUACCGGAUUUCGCUCACCCCGUCAGCGACAUCUAGUUUGCAGCCGAUCACCAAAGAAAGCUUGACCAAAACCAUUCAAGAAGGCCGCCACUCUAGUUUGUUUCCUGAACACGAUACGCUUUCUCACCAGCACGCGGCCGGGAAGGUUCUAGUCGGCUUAAGGGAGGCUCCCAUCAAUUUCAAGCCUACCUAUAAAUACAAAUUGAACUCCGGAGAUCAAUUUGUCAGCUUUGAUCAUCGUUUGCCCGGAUGGACCGAUAGGAUAUUCUUAGCCUCAUGGCUUGACGACAGCCAGUCAUCUUCUGUUGAUCAGCCGGGUGGAGCCAAAGUGCUCGCAUAUCAAUCACUUCCAGAGUAUGAUGGCAGCGAUCAUAAGCCGGUAUUUGCCGUGAUCGAUCUACCGCGUUACACUCAAAGUCAAUCUAAUCCUCACUUCUUGAAUACCCGACCGCACAUCGAGAUCGAUACGCUCUGGAAAGAGAAAAAGCUGGUGGGUAUGCUCUUGGAUAAAACCUGUGGGCUGUUUCUGUUGGCGGCCGUCUUGGUCGGCUUCGGAAAUAUCCCAUUCGGGUUCAUCAAUCUGGGCCUUAUUUCUCUGUUCGGCUGGAAAUGGACCCACGGCUAA